AUGACAGUUUGCCACAUCAUCAAGCCUCCACUAACUCAUAUCACCAAUCAUUGUUUGCCACAUCAUCAUCUCCUUUCUAACACAAACCAUAACCCUUAUCUCUCUUUCUCUCUCUUCCGCACCAACCCACUCCGCAGCCGCCACAUUCCGCAGUCGCCACGACCAUGUCCGACCACCACUGCCCACGCCGGAAAGCCACUGCCCGUCGCGCCCUCGUCAGAAACCUCGCCACCGUUGCUACACCAAUGGUCCGCAACAGCAGCGUCUUCUUCGCACGUCUCGCAGCCACCACCACCCUCCUCCGCGCCUGCAACUCACGUGAACAGCCCGCACACCACACGCAGCCACCUCCCGCAGCCCUGCUCGACGCCGCUGCCACCCGAAGCCACCACCUCUGCACCAACACUCGUCGGAAAAUCCACCAUUGCAGCACCACUCACGGCCUACAACAACCACCGCGCCUCGCUGCAGUUCGCCUCUUCCCCUCGCGCCACCACCGUCGCGAUCUCGUCGUCAACAACAGCCCCGUCGUCGCUCGCACAUCGAACCACCACUGCCACACCAAGACAGCCCGCGCUCUACAACACCUUUGCGACGUCGCUGCAACUCGUCGGAGUUCGCGAGCGUCAUCUUCUCCGUGCAUCCCGCUGCCUGAACCACCAUUAUCGAACUAGCCUCACCACCAUUCACUAUGUCGACCACGCUCACUCCCGCGCCAUCGUCGACAUACAUCGCAACAAGAAUAAAUGA
Molecule: messenger RNA, 750 nt
Organism: Vigna unguiculata (cowpea)
Lineage: Eukaryota; Viridiplantae; Streptophyta; Magnoliopsida; Fabales; Fabaceae
Source: RefSeq, a predicted model, not a curated record